This is a messenger RNA of Lytechinus pictus (painted urchin), 5111 nucleotides long. RefSeq lists its product as uncharacterized. Gene Ontology annotation, cellular component: nucleus. Bases 545 to 2242 code for a protein of 565 amino acids. The record is from RefSeq and is a predicted model, not a curated record. Gene Ontology annotation, biological process: regulation of gene expression. The transcript has 12 exons. NCBI's taxonomy places the organism in Eukaryota, Metazoa, Echinodermata, Echinoidea, Temnopleuroida, Toxopneustidae.
GAUGUUUACGUCGCCAUCUUGUAGCUUGGCGAAGGACACUUAAGGGUUCCUUACAUGCUGCCGCGCACAGAAAAAUCAAGCCAUAGAAGUCGUGUGUUGUGGACACCAGAAGUGCAACCCACUAGUUAGAAAUCCACUGCCAAACACGGUUCAUGGUGCGAGGUUAGUAUACUAAUACUAACCUCGCAAUACGUGUGAGUGGGCAAAGGACAAAGUCAAGAGGACAAGAUGGCGACGUAAACAUCGGCAAGUUUUUUGAAGCCCUUUUUUUCUUUGCCAAGAUCGAUGAUAAUGCCCUGACUAACAACGGUUGGUAGCCUCUUUUUCUAAUGCUCAUCAGACCAUCCAAACAGACUCUCUCACCACUGGAGCUGCAUCCACCAGCAUCGGUCAUGUCACCCUCUCAGACAUCAGCUCCAACCUCCGACGGCUAUCAAGUGGCCCGGGAGGGUUGCUUACUGGUACCGUCAUCAGUCCAGAGUCUUUACGGGCCGUCACCAAUAUCUUCCAGACCUUACCGGAGAGUCUUAAUCAACAGAGGGUGAUGUCUGGUGGACCUGCCAUCAUCAUUGGUGAAUCCAUGAAUAGGGAGAUACAGGAGGAUGGUGAUGGACUGUCUGUUGGCAUCAAUCUGGUCGCGGGGUUGGGUGCUCUUAGUGAGAAGGAGGUUGUAAGGACUAGUAGUCUUGGUAAUCAGACUCAGUUAGGGAUGGAGAUCUUGGAGGUUCAAGACAACCCAUUGUCUUCUAUGCCAAGGGGUACCAAUGUGGUUUUCACUGCAAAUACCAACACAGUAAGCUUAGUUGGCAAUGCAGAACUAGGACCAGGUGGUGAUGGAGAAUCUAUGAACAUCAUUGAUACCCUGCAGACGGAUGUAGAUGAUUCAGUACCAUCCUCCUCGCUGCUUGAACCUGAUUCUGAGAUAUUGGUCGGUGGCGAUGACAGGGUGGUAGAACCUAACGAAGGACAAGAGAUCCCAGUCACGUGCCAGAUCCCUACUCAUGAGUUAGCAAAGCUUGUACAGACUGUUGAACAGGCCAGUAGCAAUGUAGGAGAGCUAGAGAGUAGCAAUGACUCGGUCAACCUAAUCAAUGUUGUAGGGGUACCAAGUGUUGAACUCUCCAGUACAGGUCAGCUUGUUAUCCGCCAAGGAUAUGUGGUCUGUACCCAAGAUGGGGAGAACUUGGUUGCCAUGGCACAAGAUGAUGAUGUUGCCCUAGCAACGAAUGACGAGCCAGUGGAAUCGGUAGAACCAGUGGAGUUGGUUGAACCAGUGGAACCGGUAGAUUCUGUGACUGUUGACAUGGCAUCAGACGUACCCUCAGCCCCUAAACCGGAAGUAGAAGAGAAACCACCUGCAGUAACCGAGAAGAAGAAAGGAAAAGGAGGCUGGCCAAAGGGAAAGAAGAGAAAGAAAAAUAUCAUUGAGAUGGCUAAAGCUCCCAGACCACCAUCAUCGGCGUACGCUAUGUUUCUUGCUGAGCAGAGAGAAGGGUUCCGUGCCAGUCAUCCUGAGCUGGUCGGUCGUAAGAUUUCAUCUAGCUUGGGUAAGAUGUGGAAUGGUCUAGCAGCGGAUGUGAAGAAGAAAUACCUGGACAUGGAGAAGAAGGAUAAGGAGAGAUACAUCAAAGAAAUCAAGGAAUACCAAGAAUCAUCCAGCUGUCAGGCUUUCCUCAAGAAACAAACUCAAAAUUCUGUCAGAAAUUUCACUGGAAGUGAUGAAGCGAUGAGUGAACAUGUAUCAAACAUGAGCAAGAAUGAUAUUCUGGGCUGCAAUUAUCUUCAAUGCAAAGUGUGUAAUAUGUAUUUUCACAGUGAUCAUAACAUGUCACAGCAUUUACUUGGCAAAUACCACAUGACCAUACUGGCCGCAAAAAUAUGUGAGAUGGACAAAGAAACUCUUGGUUUGGAUGAACUGGAUGAGGGCGGGUCCCAACCUGAGGUACCAUCAACAUCAGAUGAUUGUAAAUCAUGUGAAUGUUUCAAAGAUGGUAUGCCACAUACUGAGGGAUUCAGAUCAACAUUCAUGGAUCUACAUUUUGAGAGAGAGUUAGAGCUGAGGGAACUGAGACGACACCAUGCAAUCAGUAUUCAUCAACAGAUGUCAUUACGCAGGAAGUACAAGAUUUUACAGGAAACAAUGCAAAAGAUGGAGAAUGACCACCGGAACCUGAAGGCUUUUGGUUCAAACCUCCAGUCAAAGCUUGAUGGCCUAUAUAGAAUGAUUUUAUUCUUAACGUAGCAGUACACCAAGACGUCAGAGCUAGUCGUUCAACCAUCUCUCGAUGAUAGUACAGCAUACUUCAUCUUCAGCAAUCAGGACAUGGCUGUACGACCUGCUGGCAUUGUAGCGAAAUGGAAGAGCUGAUGAGGAGGUUCAGCCAGUCAUUCAAUCAUCUCUGGAUGAUCGUGCAGCUUCAACUAUCAUGACAUGUUUGUACUAACUACUGGCCGUUUUGCUGAGAGGAAGAGCUCAGGUGGGAGGUCCAACCAGUCAUUCAAUCAUCUCCGCCAAUCAUACAGCUUCAGCAAUCAAGAUACAGUUGUACUAACUGCUGGCCCUGUAGCAGAGAGGAAGAGCUGAUGAGAAGGUCCAAUCAGUUGUUGAAUCAUCUCUCGAUGAUAGUCCAGCUCUAGCUAUUAAGACACGUUUGUACGACCUACUGGCCGUGUUGCUGAGAGAAGGAGCUUACGAGGGGUUCCAACCAGUCAAUCAUCUCUCGAUGAUCGUACAGCUUCAUUUAUAAGGACGCGGUUGUACUACCUGCUGGCCAUGAACCUGAAAGGAAGAGCUGAGGAGGAGGUCCAACACCGGAGACAAUCGCCUCUCGAUUAUAGCAUGAGAAUAAUUUUAAAUGCUCCAAUGAUGCCAAAUGAUGUUGUUCUCUCUUGAGGACCAGGCUUCUAACUUAGUAGUUUAGACAAACUCAUGUAAGCCUAGAGCAUAGACAUACACUUUGGGGCCAGAAACCAAGUUAAGACAACUCUAAUCUCUUGAGCAGUCCAGCAGAUUCAGAAUUGCCCCUCAAGAGACUUCAACCUGACAAAGAAGAAGACUGAAGUCCACCUAGUCUUGGUUCAACAUUGUCCAUUAAAAGGUCAGAUGUUCUAUCGUUUGUCAAGAUUAAAGUUAUUAGAGCCCCUCACCCUGAAGAAGAAGACUGUAUAGUUCACCAUGUCUAGAUCCCAUAUUGUCCAUCAAGGAGACAGAUGUUCUAUCCUUGGUCAAGACCAAUGCAAUUACAUCACUUCAUCCAGGCCAAGAAGAAGAUUACUGGUGACCUUAUAUCGACCCAGGAUCUUAAAUGCCUCAUCAGGUUGGUUUCUUCUGAUACAUAUGCUGCCCUUCUUUCACAAAUGAGAGCAAGUGACACAUUACAGAAAUUAAGCUUUGAAUGUGUUUAAAUUUGAUUGUUGUUCUUUUUUUUCUCCAUGAAAUAUUUCUUCAAAAAGUGCCCAUGAAACGCUGGAUGUUUUUGUAAAUCACAGACACCGUUUGCUCUUUUACGGGAAAUUGAACUUUCUUUUCUUUUGUCAAAGUAGUGCAAUAUAUGCCUAUCAUUUAUUGUGGAAUAAAGGGCACGAUAUGCAUUUUGAUUUUUGUUAGAUGGCGAUCUUCAAAUUUGGUGUUUCUUCAUACUUGUGUGUGGAUUUAUGCAUGUUUUGCAUUUGGUGAAUAAGGAAGCAUAAUGGUCUAGUGGUUACUGACUCUUUUCUUGCAACCAGAGGGUCGUAGGUUUGAAUCCCAGCCACUGCUUCAAUUUCUUUUAGCAAGAAAUUCAUCCACACAAUGCUGCACUUGACCCAGGUGAGGUAAAUGGAUUGCAGCAGGAAUGAAUUUCUAAAGAAAAACCUGUAGCCUAGCUUAAGCCCCCAUCACACUUAUUCCGAAUCAAGCAGAAUUGGCCUGAAUGAAAGGACUAUUGUUUGACCACCAGUUGGUCAUUUGAAUCUACUUCGAACACCGUUCAAAAAUAUCCCUCGAAUGUUUUGAACAUGAACAAAACCUUCGGGACGGCCAAAAGAAAUGACAAAAAUAUUUCGAAUGCACUCAGAAUGCAGUCAGGAUAUUUAGAAUGCCCCUAGAAUGUCCACGAACGUAGCACGAAUUAUCAAUCUGACUCCAUUGCGGUUCAUUUUGACUAGUGUAUGAUGAUACACCUGGUCAAUUUACUGAAUUUCAACUCCAGUUUGGUGAAUUCAUAAGUUCCUCCCAAAAAUUUCUAGAUUUUUUGAAUAUUUUUUUCUUUCCAGCUUCUGCUUGAUUCCUGCUGAUUCCGAAUAAGUGUGAUGGGGGCUUUAGCUGGGGUAAUACAAAGUGCCUUGAGCACCUUAUAAGGUGGAUAUAUUCGCAAUAUUAAUACCCUAUAUUAUUAUUAUCAUUAAUAUUAAUUACCCUGACUUCGUCGACAUUAACUUUUAAUUUAAGUUAUUUAAGUUAUUGGUGCAAUAUACUGUAUAUAUUGUAUUGCUAAGUGAUUAAACUACAACAUCUACAACACCAAUAACGUUCCUUUUCAUUUCCUCUUCAUUUCCUUAAAAAUUCUUUAAAAAGCGCCACAUUAUAAUUAUUAUGAAUAUUUCUUGAAAAGAAAUGUGCACAAAUUAGAUUAUUGCUACUUAUUAUAAUUAUGUAGUGUGCAUUUUGUGCAACUCAAAUAUGAAGUGUUGAGUAUCAGUAAGGUGUUUCACAAAGCUCUUUGUAAGUUAUGCACAAGUUUAGGCAAGACUGAUGACCCAAUCCUGGGUAGUAAGUCAGAUUCUUGAUCAUUUUGAUUCACAUCAGCUAUAGAUGAAAUCUUGGCCCUGUCUGACAAAGAGUUACGAUUGAUCCAAUCAAUCUCAACUUUAUGGAAAUCCAUCAUUGUCAUAAUUUUUUUUCCAUAGGAAAUUUGCACAUGGUCCUUUGUAAGCAAAGAAAAGCACACUGAAUUUUAAAGAAAAAGAUGGAUGUAUGAAAAUAUGUCAUAUCUAGAAGAAACUGUGAACAGACAUGCCUUUUACAUGUUGGCAUUGGUGGCUUACCAUAGUUGUGGUUGAUCGGAUCAAUCGCACCUCUUUGUAAAACAGGGCCCUGAUCUUUGUAGAUUAAAAUUCUCAUUUUUAAACAA